Molecule: messenger RNA, 1671 nt
Organism: Phaeoacremonium minimum UCRPA7
Lineage: Eukaryota; Fungi; Ascomycota; Sordariomycetes; Togniniales; Togniniaceae
Product: putative nadph oxidase protein
Exons: 5
Coding region: 1-1671 (556 amino acids)
Biological process (GO): defense response; superoxide anion generation
Cellular component (GO): NADPH oxidase complex; plasma membrane
Molecular function (GO): superoxide-generating NAD(P)H oxidase activity
Source: RefSeq, a predicted model, not a curated record
AUGGGUGAAAUGAGUUUUGCUACGCUGGUGAAGAAGCAGUUCACGCCUACGAAGUUGAUAUUCCAUAUCAUCUUCUGGGGUCUGCACAUCUUCCUCUUCGCCUUCGGAUGGUACAAGCAGGCGGCCGACCCGCGUCUUGCGGGCCUGAAUACUCUCCAAUAUUCAGUUUGGGUAUCUCGAGGUGCAGGUCUGGUGUUGAGUUUCGACACAAUGUUUAUUCUUCUCCCAGUCUCACGAACGCUCAUGAGAUGGCUUCGACCGAAGGUCAGGUGGAUCCCGUUGGAUGAGAAUCUCUGGUUCCACAGGCAAAUCGCAUAUGCGAUGCUGGUCUUCACUAUUGCGCACGUAACUGCUCACUACGUCAACUUCUUCAACGUCGAGGUGACGCAAAUUCGGCCAGUCUUGGCUCUUCAGAUUCAUUACGCUCAACCUGGUGGUGCUACCGGUCAUGUAAUGCUUUUAUGCAUGCUCUUGAUGUACACGACUGCCCACCAACGCAUUCGUCAGCAAUCCUUCGAGACCUUCUGGUACACCCAUCAUCUCUUCAUUCCGUUCAUGCUGGGAAUGUACACACAUGCUGUAGGAUGCUUCGUCCGUGAUACUGCAGAUGGAUUCUCUCCAUUCGCAGGUGAGAUUUUCUGGACGCAUUGUAUCGGUUACCAGGGCUGGAGAUGGGAGCUCUUCGGUGGCGGUAUCUAUUUGAUUGAGCGACUGUAUCGCGAGGUUAGAGCCCGUCGCGAUACUAAGAUCACUCGUGUAGUCCGUCAUCCAUAUGAUGUCGUUGAGAUCCAGUUCAACAAGCCCUCGUUCAAAUACAAGGCCGGUCAGUGGCUCUUCCUACAGGUGCCGUCUGUAUCGAAGUACCAGUGGCAUCCUUUUACCAUCACGUCAUGCCCAUAUGACCCCUACGUCUCAGUCCACGUCAGACAAGUUGGUGAUUUCACUCGAGCUCUCGGAGAUGCUCUCGGUGCUGGUUCCGCUCAGGCCAAAUUGUAUGAGGGUGUGGACCCCAUGGGAAUGUAUGAAGUCGCCCUCCAAAAUGGCCAGCAAAUGCCAAUGCUCCGCAUUGAUGGACCCUAUGGUGCUCCGGCUGAGGAUGUUUUCGAAAACGAAAUCGCAGUCUUGAUCGGCACAGGUAUUGGUGUCACCCCAUGGGCUUCAAUUCUGAAGAACAUCUGGCACUUGCGCAAUGGUCCCAACCCGCCAACCCGUCUUCGACGGGUGGAGUUCCUUUGGGUGUGCAAAGACACAAGCUCCUUUGAGUGGUUCCAGACUCUUCUGUCCUCGCUCGAGUCGCAGAGUACUGAGGCAGCUCGCAUCCCUGGAAGCUCUGGAGUCGAGUUCUUGAAAAUCCACACAUACCUCACACAGAAGCUGGAUAUGGAUACUACCCAGAACAUUGUGCUCAACUCUGUUGGCGCAGACCAUGAUCCGCUUACUGAAUUGAAGUCUCGCACCAACUUCGGCCGUCCCAACUUCGCCAAGCUGUUCGCCACUAUGCGAGACGGUAUUCUGGACAGGACAUACAUGAGUGGUUUGGAAGGUAGCAUGAAGACCACUGUUGGUGUGUACUUCUGUGGUCCAUCAGUUGCUGCCCGUGAUAUCAAAAAGGCCUGCAAGGCAGCGACGGUCAGAGAAGUAGAUUUCCGCUUCUGGAAGGAACAUUUCUAA